Messenger RNA from Quercus lobata, 705 nucleotides. RefSeq names its product F-box protein At4g22390-like. The transcript is spliced from 3 exons. Bases 1 to 705 code for a protein of 234 amino acids. NCBI's taxonomy places the organism in Eukaryota, Viridiplantae, Streptophyta, Magnoliopsida, Fagales, Fagaceae. The record is from RefSeq and is a predicted model, not a curated record.
AUGAAAGAGUGCUUGAACUUGCGUAAUGGGUUGCCACCAUCAACUACAAAUCUUGAGCAAUUGAAGCUGGUGAUAUGUGAUGAAGAGAGGGCCAAGUUUUGGGAACCUAUCAAGGAAGUUCUCACCAUUCUAGAGGUCAAGCUAUGGCUAGGUGGUGCAGUGAAGGGUGCUUGUGUGGUGCAGGGAAGUGUGUUGCUGUGUGGGCAGGGUAGUAGAAGGCUUGAACAUACAAAGAGUCAAAUCUGUACGGUCGCUUCCGACCGUACAUUUGAAACUAUAUCAGAGUUUAGAAUUCCUUUCAAUUUUCAAUCUGGAUAUCCCGAAUUAGUGGGUUCAUGUAAUGGCAUAUUGCGUGUCGCUGAUCAUAGGAAAUUUGCGAUUAUGGAUGUGUACUUGUGGAACCCUAGUAUUAGAAAAUUUAAGAGGUUACCCGAUACUUGCUUGACCCAGUUACGUACUGUGAGACUAGGAUUUGGGUAUGAUUCCCAAAAUAAUGAUUACAAGGUUGUCAGGAUUUCAUGGACUUGUGCCAAACCUAUGCCUCCCCCUGAGGUUGAGGUGUACUCAUUAAGUUCGGCUUCAUGGAAAAGAGUUGAACUUGGAAUCUCAUGUCGGCCCAAAUUUAAUUUUACUUUGACAUUCCCAUUUGUGAGUGGACAUUUGCAUUGGAUGAUAACAAAGAUAGAAGGAGGAGGUGGGCAAUAG